UAAUAUUAAUAAUGUUUGUGUAUAUUUGUGGCCAUAGAAACCAUGGUUUGUAUAUAAAGACAACGGUCUUCACGAGUGAUUGUUGCGGGGAUCAAUACGUAGUUAAAAAGAAUCUGGCAGUCUGGAGUGUUGAAAAGCAGGUUUGUGAAGAAGCUGGAUAUGUGGUUCAUAAAAACAUUGCUCCUACUUCUUGGUGUUUUGGAAGUUUUCUGUGGAUGUGAUUUUAAUAUGACCCUGUUCCACUAUACAGGAUUAGACAACUAUGUAUUCAGUGGAAAUGAGCUGUCCGACGAAAUGUCUUUGAAUCGCCUUGAUUGUAUAGUUGCAUGCGGACUGAACACCUACUGUCGACAGGCUUCCGUGUACCCUUCAACCAACCGGUGUAAGCUGUACUCCAAGCCUUCUUGGUCGCUGGACGAUGCCACCACAGAGGGAGGAUGGAUCACAUAUGUCGCUGACUGUUCUUUGAACGUGUCGAUGGUGAUGUCACCCCUCUGCCGGGAUGGAACGUCGUUCUUGUACCCCGGAGUCCAACAGGAGUGCCUGGCCAAUGGACGGUGGAACCGUCUUGGGGUUCGGGAUUGCGUCCAUUCAUUUGAGCAUGACGCAGUGGCUGAUACACACACAGUCCACUUCCACUCCCAGAUGCACGCAGGAAUGACCCUGACGGUUCUCGCACAAUUCGACGGUGUCGCCAAUGCUGAGUUCCGUCUGUGUUACAACGGGGAUAUCCGGUCUCUUGUAAUCGGACCAAGAUUUUUUUGUACGUGCACAGUUUUCAACACUUACGGUACAGAUUGGGAAGCGGAGGAAUACAUCCGGGAUGAAUUCCCGUUUGUGGCAAAUCAACAGUUUAAUCUUACAAUCCAAAUAACGGACACCACGUUUGAGAUCUUUGUGGAUGAGGCUCACUUCAAGUCCUUCACACAGAGAAAAGCCCUGCAUCCAACCACAAGGCUGAUGAUGGAAUUCGUUGACGCCGUUAAUGAAGUCAUUAUAAGCACAUAGACAGUUUAUGCAAAACUACCCAGCUACAAAUUACUUUUUACAAACUGGUUAAGAGAAAGUCAAAUUUAACAGUUCUUUAAAUUUUCAAUUACACGAAACGCCUCAUCUUCACGAGGCAAGGUGUCCACAAGCCUAGUUUCUAGACUUUGAUACAAAACGGCUCUCGUAAAGGCUCUUGCCUCGGGAAGAUGAAAACACCCCAGUUUAUUAUACAGUAAACUACGGUUAUAACGAACACGAUUAUAACGAACUGACGGAUAUAACGAACUUCUUUUUUUGGUCCCGACUAUUUGCUGUAGUUAUGCUGUAUAUAUGCUUAUAACGAACUACGGUUAUAACGAACCAAAAUUAGUGGUCCCCUUCAGUUCGUUAUAACCGUAGUUAACUGUACAUGAAGUUGACACUAAAGACAGGAGGCCCGUGUACCUGCCGUUGACAAAACCAUGCGUCCAUUAUAUCCGACAUUGACAUCAAAGACAUGCUUCAAUUAUAUCUGACGUUGACAUCAAAGACAUGCGUCUAUUAUAUCUGACGUUGACAUCAAAGACACGCGUCCAUUAUAUCUGACGUUUACAUCAACCGCAUGCGUCCAUUAUAUCUGACGUUGACAUCAAAGACAUGCGUCCAUUAUAUCUGACGUUAACAUAAAAAACAUGCGUCCAUUAUAUCUGACGUUGACAUAAAAAACGUGCGUCUAUUAUAUCUGACGUUGACAUCAACCGCAUGCGUCCAUUAUAUCUGACGUUGACAUAAAAAACAUGCGUCUAUUAUAUCUGACGUUGACAUCAAAGACACGCGUCCAUUAUAUCUGACGUUGACAUCAACCGCAUGCGUCCAUUAUAUCUGAUGUUGACACCAAAGACAUGCGUCUAUUAUAUCUGACGUUGACAUCAACCGCAUGCGCCAAUUAUAUCAGACGUUGACAUAAAAAACAUGCGUCCAUUAUAUCUUACGUUAACAUAAAAAAACAUGCGUCCAUUAUAUCUGACGUUGACAUAAAAAACAUGCGUCUAUUAUAUCUGACGUUGACAUCAAAGACACGCGUCCAUUAUAUCUGACGUUGACAUCAACCGCAUGCGUCCAUUAUAUCUGAUGUUGACACCAAAGACAUGCGUCUAUUAUAUCUGACGUUGACAUCAACCGCAUGCGCCAAUUAUAUCAGACGUUGACAUAAAAAACAUGCGUCCAUUAUAUCUUACGUUAACAUAAAAAAACAUGCGUCCAUUAUAUCUGACGUUGACAUAAAAAAACAUGCGUCUAUUAUAUCUGACGUUGACAUCAAAGACACGCGUCCAUUAUAUCUGACGUUGACAUCAACCGCAUGCGCCAAUGAUAUCAGACGUUGACAUAAAAAAACAUGCGUCCGUUAUAUCUGACGUUGACAUAAAAAACAUGCGUCCAUUAUAUCUGACGUUGACAUCAAAGUCAUGCGUCCAUUAUAUCUGACGUUAACAUACAAAAACCGCGUCCAUUAUAUCUUACGUUGACAUCAACCGCAUGCGCCCAUUAUAUCUGACGUUGACAUCAAAGACAUGCGUCUAUUAUAUUUGACGUUGACAUCAAAGACAUGCGUCCAUUAUAUCUGACGUUGACAUCAAAGUCAUAUGUCCAUUAUAUCUGACGUUGACAUCAAAGACAUGCGUCCAUUAUAUCUGACGUUGACAUCAACCGCAUGCGUUCAUUAUGUCUGACGUUGACAUCAAAGUCAUGCGUCCGUUAUAUCUGACGUUGACAUCAAAGACAUGAGUUCAUUAUACCUGACUUUGACAUGAUGCCAUAUGUGCAUUCAAGAUUUUACAUCAUACAGUUUGUGUAUACACUAGAUGCUUUAUCGUACAUGUUUUGUACACACACACACACGCACG
Haliotis rufescens (red abalone) is the source of this 2873-nucleotide messenger RNA. RefSeq lists its product as uncharacterized. Gene Ontology annotation, molecular function: carbohydrate binding. The transcript is spliced from 5 exons. The record is from RefSeq and is a predicted model, not a curated record. Bases 160 to 1008 code for a protein of 282 amino acids. NCBI's taxonomy places the organism in Eukaryota, Metazoa, Mollusca, Gastropoda, Lepetellida, Haliotidae.